Molecule: messenger RNA, 755 nt
Organism: Saccostrea cuccullata (small rock oyster)
Lineage: Eukaryota; Metazoa; Mollusca; Bivalvia; Ostreida; Ostreidae
Product: putative nuclease HARBI1
Exons: 6
Coding region: 59-622 (187 amino acids)
Source: RefSeq, a predicted model, not a curated record
CAAAAUUGCCGGAUUCCCGAACACACUGGGAUGCGUUGAUGGAACAUUCAUUAGAAUUAUGGCUCCAACUGAAAAUGAACCGGAUUUUGUGAAUAGAAAGGGAUUCCAUUCUUUGAAUGUACAGAUGGUUUGUGAUGCCAACUUCCAAUUCACGAGUGUGUGUGCCAGCUGGCCCGGUAGUGUCCAUGAUAGCAGGAUUUGGCGGGAAUCCUUCCUUUGUCGACAAUUCGAAAGAGGUGAACACAAUGGCAUUUUGUUGGGCGAUUCUGGAUACCCCUGUCGACGCUAUUUAAUGAUACCAUACCUCAACCCGCAGACAAACGCUCACCAACGAUUUAAUGCAUCUCUGUGUCGAACCAGAGUUCUUAUUGAGCAAAGUUUUGGUAUUCUGAAACGGAGGUUUUCCUGUCUUCAAGGAACUCUGAGAAAGGCCCCUGAACAGGCAGUAGCAUACGUUGUCGCUUGCGUCAUCCUUCAUAAUCUUUGGAUUCGAACUGGUGAUGUGAUGGAUAGAUUGGACCAGCAAGUGGAUGCAUUUGAUCCGACGGCCCACCAAGUUGUGUGCAAUUCUCCAGAGGGAAGUCACUUGCGAGACUAUAUCGCACAGACGUAUUUCGGGUAGAGCUACAUGUAGGUCAUUUUCAAGUGGUUGACGGUUUAUAGUGACAUAUGUUUCAGAAUUUCAUUUGAUAUACUGAAGUACAUGCGUUUAUUUAUUGUUUAAAAAAUAAAUAUUUCACAUUUACUGAUCCCAA